Molecule: messenger RNA, 3215 nt
Organism: Oncorhynchus mykiss (rainbow trout)
Lineage: Eukaryota; Metazoa; Chordata; Actinopteri; Salmoniformes; Salmonidae
Gene: ift81
Product: intraflagellar transport 81 homolog
Biological process (GO): cilium assembly; intraciliary transport
Cellular component (GO): ciliary basal body; intraciliary transport particle B
Molecular function (GO): tubulin binding
Source: RefSeq, a predicted model, not a curated record
AAUCCAGACGGACAAGAACCCGCAUGCAACUCUGCGUGUGCACUUGGCAGAAUCUUGCGCAGCAUGUUCCACAGGCUGAACCCACUGCAGGCUGACCCUCUUGAACAAGCCGAAAUACUUCCUGUUAGCAACCAGCUCGAGGACGCUUGUGUCUGGUUUCCAAGACGGAUUGCCUUGUGACUGUACACGUUGUCUUAGCGGUUUAAAACGAGUUUUUCUCAAAAGAAACAAGGGGACAAGCCAGCUGGCCACUUUGUGCAUACGAACGGGCUUGUCAGCGUGUAGCUAGCUAUGCUUCAAGCUAUCCACCUCGGAAAGUAACGGCAGCUAGGCUAGUAAAAAGCUAGCAAGCUAAUGCUAAGGUUGAUUCUGACUUUUUGCUAGCUAAUCGUCUUCACUAGCUUGCAGCUAAAGUUCUUUACCUCGCAAUAACAUUAGCUGACCAGUUGAUUUCAAGAUGAGCGAGCAACUUAAAUUUAUUGUUGAGCACCUGAAUAAAGACCCCUUCAAGAAAAACUUUAACUUGAUCACCUUUGACUCACUGGAGCCAAUGCAACUUCUGCAAAUUCUCAACGAUGUUCUGGCCGAAAUAGACCCUAAGCAAACUAUUGAUAUCCGUGAAGAAAUGCCUGACCAGACAGCAAAGAGAAUGUUCACUCUGCUGGGGAUGUUGAAAUACAAACCACCUGGGAAUAUGUCUGAGCCGAGCAGUUUCAGACAGGGCCUGGUGACGGGCAGUAAGCCUGUGAUACACCCUAUCCUUCACUGGCUGCUGCAGAGGAUUACAGAGCUGAAGAAGAGAGCUUACUUGGCUCGCUUCCUGGUUAAGCUGGAGGUGCCUGCUGAAUUCCUGCAGGAUGAUGUCAUCACUGACACCUAUCACCAGUAUGAAGAAUUAGUGGAAGGAUUCAAGACCUACCACAAGGAGUGUGAGCAACUGAAAAGCUCUGGCUUUUCCACUGCAGAGAUCAGAAAGGACAUUGGUGCUAUGGAGGAGGAGAAGGACCAGCUGAUCAAGCGAGUGGAGAGGCUGAAGAAGAGGGUGGAGUCAGUGUCCAACCACCAGCGGAUGCUGGAACUGGCCAGACAACUACGGGUGGAAAAGGAGAGAGAAGAGUCUCUGGCUCAGCAGAAGCAAGAGCAGAAGAACCAACUUUUCCAGGCAGAACAGAGACUGCAGAGAUCUCAGCAGCAGCUGAAGGACCUGCGACAGGCAGCAGCAGAUGCCAAGCCAGAGAGCUUAAUGAAGAGGCUUGAAGAGGAGAUCAAGUUCAACUCCUACAUGGUGUCUGACAAACUGCCCAAGGAGCUGGAUAGUAAAAGGCGGAUGGUGCAGUACCUGCAGAAGGUGGUGUCUGAGCCGGCCAUGGGCCAAGCUGAGCUUGGGGAACUAGAGGACAAGAUUCGAGAAAACAACAUUGAAAUAAACCUGCUGAUUGAGAAAAGAAUGAUGCGGAACGACCCCAUAGAUGAUAAACUGUCUCUUUUCAGACAACAGGCAUCGAUUAUAACUCGUAAGAAGGAGGCGAAGGCGGAGGAGCUGCAGGAGGCGCGGGAGGAGCUAGCUGCACUAGACAGAGAGCUGAACCAGAAGAACAGCCAGGCACGAGACCAGGAUGGAGACGAGGUCAUCCGGGGAGAUGAGUUUAAACGUUUUGUGGGGAAACUGCGCAGCAAGGGGACGGUGUUCAAGAAGAAGCGUCAGGAGAUUACCGAGCUGAGAGCUGAGUAUGGGGUCUUACAGCGGACAGAGGAAAUCCUAAAACAGAGGCACGAGGUCGGCCAACAGCAACUGCAAUCCAUGGAGGCACAGAAGGGGAUCUCUGGGUACAGUGACACUCAGGAGGAACUGGAGAGAGUGUCAGCCAUCAAGAGUGAACUGGACGAGAUGAAGGGGCGCUCGCUGGACGACAUGUCAGAAAUGGUGAAGAAACUGAACUCAACGAUAGUGGAGAAAAAGUCUGCCCUUGCUCCGAUAAUAAAGGAACUGAGGCCUUUGAGACAGCAGUGUCAGGACCUAACUCAAGAGUAUGAGGAAAAGAAGGCCCAGUAUGACAGCUGUGCUGCAGGUCUGGAGAGUAACCGAUCCAAACUGGAGCAGGAGGUGAGAGCUCUGAGGGAGGAGAUGGCUCAGGAGGAAAACCGAUACCACUAUAUCAACUGCAUGAAAGAGAUCAUUGAGAUGCAAAUGCAGCGAGCAGCAGAGGAGAUGAAGGCUUACGUGUCUCCUGAUCCGCAAGAGAGGAGGAAGACCAUCCGGGAGCAGUACAUGAAGAACAUUGCAGAGCAGGAGUCCCUGGGCAAGAAGUUGCGUGAGCAGCAGAAGACUGUGAGGGAGAGCCAUGGGCCGAACAUGAAGCAGGUGAAGAUGUGGCGCGACCUUGAACAGCUGAUGGAGUGCAAGCGCCAGUGCUUCCUGAGGGCCCAGAGCCAAGCCUCCAUUGGGCAGGUCAUCCAGGAGGGCGGUGAGGAUAGGCUGGUGCUGUGAGGACGAGGAGAAUAUUAAAGCAUGGCCAACUCUGGUACACUAAGCUCUACCACAAUGACAAGGAUUUCUCACUCAUCUAACUACUGGACUUAGUUUGACAAUUAUAGUUCAUUAAUCUGUUCUGUUUGUCUUGUAUUAUAUAUUUUUAGGUGAGAUAAUUACUCUUCGUGUAUCAAAACUACUCUGCUUUCAUCGCCGCCAGUUAAAAGGAUUCCAUUCAUCCAAUCUGUGUUAAUCCUGGUUUAGUUAGCGAUUUGUGUUGUUUGUAAAUAAUCCCAAAGUAGGAUUUAGUUUAACUGAUUUAUCUCCUGUGAGGAACACCUUUCUGGUGAUGAUAUUGUGAGAGUUGCCGGAUGAAUCCAGAAACAAAGGGACACAUGUACCAGGAGGUUUCAGCCAGAUAAGAUGUUUAACUCUCUCUGGCCCUCUGACUUUAAACAAAUCCACAGCCUCCAUUUUAAGAAUGCAGUUUAAAUCUAUGUGUCUAAAGAUAACAACAGCGUACAAUGUGUUGCACUUGGGACACAGCUGCACUCAGUUAUUUUGGGAAACAACAGCCACACCUUGGGUAAAGGAGCUUGCCAGUUUUGGAAUUCAACUGGGCCUCUGGUUCAGAUGGAACAGUGCAGAGUGAACUAAUCAAGCAUCAUUUUCUUGCAUCUUGUACUUUGAAGUAUAUUUCUAUGUAACACCUUUAUUUGUGCCAUAAAUUAUACCGAACAAAAAU